This is a messenger RNA of Anas platyrhynchos (mallard), 1800 nucleotides long. It is a transcript of the gene TTC4, whose product is annotated as tetratricopeptide repeat domain 4. Gene Ontology annotation, molecular function: Hsp90 protein binding; Hsp70 protein binding. The record is from RefSeq and is a predicted model, not a curated record. Gene Ontology annotation, cellular component: nucleus; cytosol. Gene Ontology annotation, biological process: protein folding. NCBI's taxonomy places the organism in Eukaryota, Metazoa, Chordata, Aves, Anseriformes, Anatidae.
CGGGGGGGGGGUAGGAGAGGGCGGGCUGAGGCGGCGCCGCGCUGAGGCGCUGGGGCCGGGCCGUGAGGAGCGGGGCGGGCUCGGCAGCACCAUGGCGGAGCCUGAGGGGAGCGGCGAGGCUCGGAGGUACCGGGGCGGCUUCAACCCGGACACCUGGGAGCAGGAGCUGGAGGCCAUCCCCAUGUUCAUGAAGCGGUGCCCGGCCGAGAUCGACGCGGCGCGGCAGCCCGACCUGGCCUGCCUGCAGUCCCUGCUGUUCGACGAGGAGCAGGAGCCCGCAGAGUUGGCCAAGAUGUACAAAAACGAAGGCAACGAGUACUUCAGGGAGAAGGACUACGGCAGGGCCGUCGUGUCCUACAGCGAGGGGCUGAAGAAGAAGUGCGAGGACGCAGAGCUCAACGCCGUGCUGCACACCAACAGGGGGGCCGCGCACUUCCACCUGGGUAACUACCGUUCUGCCCUCAAUGAUGCGAUCCAAGCAAAAAAGCUGAAGCCCACCCACCUCAAAGCAAUCAUAAGAGGAGCUCUCUGUCACAUGGAGCUAAAGAAUUUCUCUGAAGCAAUAGCAUGGUGUGAGGAGGGCUUGCGAAUAGACUCAAAAGAGAAAAAGCUUGUGGAAAUGAGAGCUAAAGCUGACAAAUUAAAGCGAGCUGCGGAGCGGGACGCGAGGAAAGCAAAGGUGAUAGAGAAGAAAGAACAAGGUCAAAAGGAAACUUUGCUGGCAGCGAUAAAGGAAAGAAAUAUCAAGCUGGUUCUUGAACCCUCAAAUGAAGAAGAGGACAUAUCUGAUGGUCUGGCUGAGAUAUCUUUAGACGGGUUCCACUCUCACAAUGCCACAGGGGCCAAGGUGCACUUGGAUGCUGAUGGCAACCUGAACUGGCCUGUCCUCUUUCUGUAUCCCGAGCACGAGCAGACAGACUUCAUUGAGGCUUUCCACGAGAACUCCAGAUUUAUUGAUCAUUUAACAGUGAUGUUUGCUGAGUUGCCUCCUUGGGAUUUAGAAAGAAAAUACCUUCCCGGCAAUCUUGAGCUCUACUUUGAAGAUGAAGAAAGAGCAGAAAUGUACGAGCUGAACCCAGACCAGACGUUGCUACAAGCGCUGCAGCACCAAAGGUAUUUUGUGAAGGCUGGGACGCCGACAGUUCUGGCGUUUGUGAAGCGUUCUCCUUUCUCCAAGAAGUACUUCACUGGCAGGAAGGUGCAUCGGCUGCGACGCUGAGAGUGAAACAAGGAACCUGGUGCAAGAAACAGUCGGUUCUGUUCUGUCUCAGCCACAGAACGCAAACUUCUGCUUGCACAAAAACACCUCGGCACGCUUCAGGGGAGAAAUAAUCUUGGCACGUGGGGAAACUUCCAGCAAAGAAGCAUAGGAGGAGAACGAAGGGCUUACAAGAGGGGAUUAUUUGUUUAAAUAGAAAUCCAGCUGGCUUGCAGAAGGUCUCCUCUCUGACAGGCUGCGUGGGGUCCUGAAACAAACCUGAAGCGCUGCCAGACGUUGGCUGCAGCUGAAGCCACAGCAGCUGGGAACGAACUUACCUGUGAAAAAUCACGGAUUGCCCUGCGAGGUGGGCUGCAGGUGCCAGGGUUUAACAGCAGUGGUCCGGGGUGACAACCUGCCUGCUGCCACGAGCUGAGUGCGGGCAGGCUCCUGCACUGGACUGCUCUGGCUCUGAGGAUUCAGCAGCAGCUGAUCAGCUCUGCUGCCAGCCCCAGGAAAUCAGAGCUCUUUGUCUGCAGCGGUGCCUUGUACUGACUUUUGCUACCUAUAUGAAAGGGAAAUAAAGGUGUCUAUUUUAAGCA